AUGAAGUGGUUCAAAGGGAGCUUGUACGGAGCCUUCCGCCGUGAAUUCCUCGAAUUUGCAUUACACAGUCCUAAGUCGCGGCCUCUCUUGGACGCUGUCAUGUCAGACAAGGAGGUUUUGCAUCCAGAUGAGCUCUUUUUCCAGACCCUCGCUUUUAACGCUCACCUUGGGGCACCUGGUGCUUGCCUUAACAUCCCUCUGCCAACGGAGGUCAAUGAAGGCUACCCAGGACGCUAUGUUCUCUGGGGAGAUCGGCAUACAUUCUGCCCCACCAAAUAUGUUCGCGGGGUCUGCAUACUCGGCAGCCCGCAUGUUCCUAAGAUGCGACAUAGUCAUCAUCUCUUUGCAAACAAGAUGCACGCGGACUACUACCCCGAGGCCUACGACUGCAUGGAGCAAUGGUAUUUCCAACGACUCCAUCGUGAAUGGCAACAUGGUGGCAUUGAUCAAGAAGCCUUUGUGCCAGGAGAAUACAUGCGGCUGACCUGCUCGAAGUACCACGUCCACUAG
Messenger RNA from Spirometra erinaceieuropaei, 510 nucleotides. The record is from the annotation of a GenBank genome assembly. NCBI's taxonomy places the organism in Eukaryota, Metazoa, Platyhelminthes, Cestoda, Diphyllobothriidea, Diphyllobothriidae.